AUGGCUUCCCCGCAAGAUAUGCUCACUAGAUUCCUGGGCAGAAGCGUACCUGGCACACACAUUGCUCAUUUGCAAGGCCCCCAUGGCUGCGGGAAAAGUACCCAAUGGCUCUGUCGCAUUUGGGAUCAGAUCGCACGCGAGCCCACUGCCAGGCUUGUCUAUAUCCAGCCGACUGCGACACAAGCUAAGCUGUUGACAGCAUACUUGAGCACCCAGUCAAUCAAGGACGGCUUGGACAGUGGCAGGGUGAUGCUUUUCUCCAUCAAAGAAAUGGUCAAGCUUUCGCGAGAACCACAACAGCCACUCCACACUCGACUUGGCCCGCGUACCACUGUCUGUAUCGAUCUGGAGGUCACCCCCUCUGCUCGCGGCGAGUAUCUUGUCGCUUUUUUCCAUGAUAUGGCAGAGGCUGCCGGCGAGUCUCUGACCGUCAUUACCAUGGGUGCUGCCAACCAUCGUUACCCCCGCUGCGCCCGGCCUGUCAUCAUUCAAGUCGACCCUCCCCACGAGCUUUUGCCCAUGGCACCGCUAAGAUCAGGUGUCCAUGCGUCCAGUGUCAUCUGGGAUACAUUGUACGAGGGGGGCAAAGCUCAAGACAGAAACGUCCUUCUGUUUACGGACCUCCACACCGCUAUGGACUUGAGAAACAGUUCUAGCUGGGAAAAUUACGAAACGCGCUCGAAGGGCUUGCCAAAAUGUCACUUCGUUACUCUGUCACGACGACAGCUUGACCAAAACCCCACCCUUGUCGCCUCUCUGGCAACGCUCAAGGGGCCUACGCUGAUUCAGGUUGAGCAUGACGUUGAAGUACGGUUCCCGAUCCGUAAUGUCGCCAUGGCCGUCUACCAGACAACCAAGGAGAUGACUGUCCUUGACAACAGAUCAGGAUUGCUGGUCAAGAACCCCGCCGUCCUGAUCAGCAAGCAGGAGCUUUUAGCAAAGCAAGGUCUGGCUACCUACUCCUGUGGCCCAGCCCAAGUUGCUCAUUACAUUGCACCUGACGGCCCGAUCUGUAUGGAUUCGAUUCUGGAUCAGCCACGGCCGCACGCUCAUAGCAGCGAGUUGCUGGCUUUUUGCCUGCUGGCUCUGAGCAUUCCCACAUACGAUCCUCUGGCCUACAACGUCUGUCCACUGCUGUGGUAUGAGGCCCUUCGUGUUGUCAAGCUGAUGGGACUCGUCAACCAAACGACCUCUACGCUCACUCCAGUCGGCCUGCUGACUCUGGAAUUUGCCCACCAAAUGAGCAUGUCCAAUAUUUACCCUGCCGCGUUCAUAGCACACAUGCACUACAUUCCCGCGUCACCGGCUACCAAGCGGGUGGCUUGCAUGAUGGCAGCCAUUCUGCAUGCUGGCCAGGAUUCGAUUUGGCACCCUCCCGAAGAAUCGUUCAGUGCCCAUCAGUUUGUCAGAGCCAUGGUCGCUCAGAGCAGCCCUUCCUUUACUCUUGACAGGCUGUGGAGCGGGAGCCUGUGGGUAGCCGUCGCGCUUCUGGAAGAAGUUAUUCACACGUCAAAGGUGUUUACAACACCCAGGAACAGCGAGCAUGACCGCUGGCCACUGAAAAGUGGCUGCAGCUUUAACGACGCUGCUAUGAUCUAUCGGCUGUCAACUUGGCUGGCACAAAGUAUCAAGAGCCCUGGUCCGCUCGACAGGGUAGAUCCGGAUGAUCAGCCUGAAGUUUUGCCGAUUCAGAGGACAUUGCUGUCGGCAUAUGCACAAAAUGUUGUGUUUAUCCCCUCUGUCGAUCUCUCUAGAUCCUAUGUUCGAAGAGAUAUUGUCUCCUUUUCGUCGUGCCAGCCUCUGGGUAUGAAUGUGUUAGACCUGACGUCUCUCCGGCCCUACGCCGUCAAUCAUGGUAGUGGAUUUCUUGGCCUCUUUACCAAGGUUGAUCUUGAUGAUGAGGCCAAUUACGCCAUCCAAGGCACCAUGCCCCUCAAAUGCGAGGUCUUUGACGUCUUCCAGGGUAGAAUUCCCGGCUUUCAAGCUGGGGCGGAGCUCAAACUUGAGGACUUGAACAAGUUGAUUGCAGGACUAAUGACGGUGUGGGGACGCGAGGUCAUGGUGGACUAG
Neurospora tetrasperma FGSC 2508 is the source of this 2070-nucleotide messenger RNA. RefSeq lists its product as uncharacterized. Bases 1 to 2070 code for a protein of 689 amino acids. The record is from RefSeq and is a predicted model, not a curated record. The transcript has a single exon. NCBI's taxonomy places the organism in Eukaryota, Fungi, Ascomycota, Sordariomycetes, Sordariales, Sordariaceae.